AUGGCGUCCGCCUUCUCAAAUAACACACAUGUUUCCCAGCAUCCUUGUCUUCGCGCGAAGCUCUCUCAGCUGCGCUCCAAUGCUACCAGCUGCAAGGACACAAACAGGUUAAUAAAUGACAUUGCUAUGAUAAUUGGCUGUGAGGCUUUGGGUGCCAGUUUGCAGGUCACUCCGAGUGGUAUGGGUACAACACCUCUUGGGUAUGAAUAUUCCGAAGAAACCGUCAUAACUGAAAACAUCGCACUGGUCCCAAUUCUCAGGUCAGGCCUGGGAAUGGUACAAGCAAUCCAAGAUCUCCUCCCCUCACCCGUUGCAGUACACCAUCUGGGACUAUUCCGCGAACCAACCACUCUCCACCCGGUCGAAUACUACAAUAACCUUCCAUUCAAGCCUCUUGCUGAAAACCCACAGAAAAACGCUGCCGCUGUUUCUCUUGCCAUCAUCGUUGAUCCGAUAAUCGCCACAGGGGCCACUUGUGCGGCUGCGAUCCAGACUUUGAAGGAAUGGGGGGUCUCUAAGAUAUUAGUUCUUAGUGUGUUGGCGAGUGAAUGUGGAGCAAAACGGGCAGCGGAGGAAUGGCCGGAAGGGGUGGAUGUUUGGCUGGGCGGUGUCGAUCCGGGAUUGGACGCAAAGGGGAUGAUAAAACCUGGUAUACAAUUUUCACAAUCUCUCCUAUCCAGUAUUCCUGAAUAUCUGAUGCCAAAGUUACGUGAUGAAGCGGACAAUGAAGGCUUUUGUGAUCAGCUUUGCAUACAAAGAAGGAGAUACUCCUCCACAAUCGAGGCGGAUAUGGCUGUAUCAAGCCUUUAUAAGAGUAUACUAUGGACAUCUUACAACUACGCUGGCCGGGAGAGCGGAGGCAAGGAGCUGGACACCGAUACUACUGAGAUAUGA
Molecule: messenger RNA, 894 nt
Organism: Histoplasma mississippiense
Lineage: Eukaryota; Fungi; Ascomycota; Eurotiomycetes; Onygenales; Ajellomycetaceae
Exons: 6
Coding region: 1-894 (297 amino acids)
Source: RefSeq, a predicted model, not a curated record